ACUGCUGUGAACCCUCCUACCGACAGCCAGAUGGGGCUGGCUCAGAUGCGGAAGUUUCAGUUUCCGCUCAGUCCAGUCCACUUGACGAAACUGAGAACAGAAGUCACGCUUCUCUCUCUGAACACCAGACCCGGCUUCACAAGGCAAGGUGAAUCAUGAGCAACAGCUACAGCGUCACUCUGGCUGGCCCUGCCCCCUGGGGCUUUAGACUGCAAGGAGGGAAGGACUUCUGUCUGCCCCUCACCAUCUCACGGCUCACUGAUGGAGGCAAGGCAGUCAAAGCAAACAUGAAUGUUGGAGACAUCAUUCUGUCCAUUGAUGGCAUUUCCACAGACCGGAUGAAUCACCUAGAGGCCCAGAACAAGAUUAAGGCCUGCACAGGCAAUCUCAGCCUCACUCUACAGAGACCCUCCAGUGCCCCUAAAGAUGUAGUGCCUAAGGACCAACCUCAAGAAAUCAUUAAGCCUGUCCCAAUCACUCACCCUGCCCCAAGCACCACAUACACCAAGCCACUGAGUCAGCCCAGUCCUGCAUACAACAAGACAGCCCGACCUUUUGGUGGGGAAAGCAGUGUGGUCACAGCUUCUUCCUCACCGGCUGCCCCUAAAGUAGCCUCCAUUCCCUCCGAAUCAUCCGCUUUCACGCCAGCUGCCCCUUCUCAACCACCUGCCCCUUCUCAACCACCACAGCCUCCAUUUCCACUGAAGUCGAGCCCCGCUGCCCCACACUCAGCUCCAGCAAACUCACUUCCCAGGCCCAGUCCUGGUCGCUCCGCCUUCACCUCCCCAUCCGCCUCUUCCUCCUCAUCCAACUCCUCCUCUCCAGCAAGAGUGACAGCCCCCUCCUCCUCUCAAGCCAAAGUGACAGCCCCCUCCUCCUCUCAAGCCAAAGUGAUAGCCCCCUCCUCCUCUCAAGCCAAAGUGACAGCCCCCUCCUCCAAUCCUAAUGUCCCACAGCCCUCUGUCUAUAACACACCUAUCAACCUCUACUCCAAUACCAAUGCUUGUGAGGUGGCCAUGGGACAGAGACGAGGUCUGUUGGAGAGCCAGGGGCUGUCAGAGCACUUCAAUGGGAAACCUAUUGAGGAGCCUGAGAAUCAUGCUUCCCCACUGAGCGAUGCCAGCAAGAAGCGUCUGAUUGAGGACACUGAGGACUGGCACCCCCGAACCGGCACCUCCCAGUCCCGCUCCUUCCGUAUCCUGGCCCAGCUCACCGGCACUGAAAAGGAGCAAGUUCCAGAGAACAAUGGAAAGAAUGAGGCAGUUGACAAAACCGCUCCCACUGUGCACACAUCUGCACCUCCAGCAAAAACAUAUUCCAAAUCUGCAGCAGCACCCAGGAAUGGCAACGUUGUCCCUGCUUCAGCGUUCAAAAGCCCAGCAGCCCAGAACAAGCCUGCCUACCAGCCCGGAGGUCCAUCAGGUGUUCCUAAGGGUGGAGCUGCUCCUUCAUUUGGCAAGGUUGCCAAGCCUGCUCCUAAAGGUCCAGACCGCCCCACACCACAGCCACAUCCACAGGACCUCAACUCUCUGGUGCAGCGGGCUGAGCACAUCCCAGCUGGCACGCGCACCCCAAUGUGCAACAAGUGCAACAAUGUCAUCAGGGGCCCAUUCCUUGUGGCCAUGGGCAUGUCAUGGCACCCCGAGGAAUUUAACUGUGCUCACUGCCACUCCUCCCUGGCAGAAAAUGGAUUUGUGGAGGAGAGGGGCCAGGUGUACUGUGAACGUUGCUACGAGCAGUUCUUCGCUCCCACCUGCGCCCGCUGCCACCAUAAGAUUCUGGGGGAAGUCAUGAAUGCCCUGAAACAGACCUGGCACGUGUCCUGUUUUGUCUGUGCCGCCUGCCACCAGCCAAUGAGAGGCAACAUGUUUCACAUGGAGGAUGGGCUGCCAUACUGUGAACAAGACUACUACAAUCUGUUUGGGACCAACUGCCACGGCUGUGACUUCCCCAUCGAGGCAGGGGACAAGUUCCUGGAGGCUCUAGGAUUCACCUGGCAUGACACCUGCUUUGUGUGUGCGGUCUGCUCUACUAGUCUGGAAGGUCAGCCAUUCUUCUCCAAAAAAGACAAGGCUUUGUGCAAGAAACAUGCCCACACUGUUAACAUCUGACCUGCCCCCAUGAGUAUGACUGGGAUUAGGGCAACAGUGUCGGUUUACAGCAGUUUAUAUUUCAGUCGGAUGUUAAAAUUGAUCUGAUGUAUCUGUUUGUGUAUUCAGUUAGAAUAACAAGGGUUAGAUAUUCCACUGUAAGCUUUGUUUUUGCUCUAAUAUUGUUAUAUCAUAUCAGUUUUAUAGAUGAAUAUGUAAGAGUACAUUUCAAUACACUGUUGGCCAUCUGCCCGUUCAAUGUCUGUGCAAGUGGAUUUUUAAUACAUAAGUGUUUGUGCUGCGCUUUUUGUUUGUACUGGAGGUGUGUUGAGCUCUUGAGGGGCAUUUUUUUCACACAGAAUGUGAUAGUUUAUACAACAACCUACUGAGUCCCUCGGGGGUCACACAUACAGUAUUAGGAAAAAAAACAUAUUGGUGUGGCAAUUUAAGCUUUCAGUAAAGUGAGUGAGAAAUGAUGAUCAUUUAACGUUUAUAGGGAGGGAAUUAUUUAUUUGUAAGCAAGACUUGGUCAGUCAACAUGCGUUCUGGCAACAAAAAGACUUAUUAUAUGGGCAUCUGGCCUUCAGAAUAAAAAUGGGAUAUUUUAAUAACAUAUUAUAAUUUUUUAUUGUUUUAAAGUAACGUGAUAUUUAACCAUUCCCAGUAAAGGAAAGCAAAAAAAGUCAUGUGUAGCAGUGUGUAAAUUAGACACUUCAGGUGAAGUUUCAUUGUUAAUGCAUACAAAUUAUAUACAAGGAUAAAUAGUGUGGUCAUUACGGAGCCAUAAUAGAUGGAGUGGUUAUUUUCUGUUGUUUAUGUAUAUUUUGUAAUGCUUAGGCUAUAGUUCAGGGGCAAAAUGGUUCAUGAGCAUGUUUACCAUGAAACUGUACUUCAUUCAACUAAUUCCUGGCAUUGAAAAGCAUAUAAUCUGAAUACUGUGUUGAUCAGUUCUGUGCUUAUAUCCUUUUCAUUGUUUUUCUGAAACAUUGAGGAACUGAACAUUUUGUGCCUUUAUGCUGUGUAUUUGUUCUCACUGAUAAUGUUUUUGUAAUGUUUGAUGGAAUUUGUUCAAUUAACACAAAACAAUGUUAAUAUAUAUUUCAGUUUUUCCUUCCUUCGUCUUGCACAGUUUCUUAGGAUAGAAAAUGUACUUGUGCAAUGGGCACUGUGCAUAAAGAAGCACCUCUCUCUUUCCUUUUCAUUUCAAAUAAAAUGGUUAACAUUGAAUACCAUAAUCAGAA
Messenger RNA from Micropterus salmoides (largemouth bass), 3331 nucleotides. RefSeq names its product PDZ and LIM domain 5b (gene pdlim5b). Lineage: Eukaryota; Metazoa; Chordata; Actinopteri; Centrarchiformes; Centrarchidae. The record is from RefSeq and is a predicted model, not a curated record. Gene Ontology annotation, molecular function: muscle alpha-actinin binding; actin binding. Bases 156 to 2111 code for a protein of 651 amino acids. Gene Ontology annotation, cellular component: Z disc; stress fiber; adherens junction. The transcript has 13 exons. Gene Ontology annotation, biological process: muscle structure development; heart development; actin cytoskeleton organization.